AUGUUAUCAUACGAGACAGAUGCGAUGGACUUCAGAAAAAAAUUAACUAAAAAUGCCUUUAGCAGACAUGAAGACAUGGAGUUAAAACAUCAUCCAGGUAAAGAAGUGUGGGUCUGGGAUCUCUAUUGUCAUUUACAACCUUUGAAGGGAAAUUGCAAAGAUAAGUUGAAAAGGUUCUAUUACGACGCGCAGUUGGAUAAGUGUGCCAAUUUUACGUUUUCAGGCUGCAAGGGAAACAAAAAUAAUUUUGAAAGCGAACUCGAAUGCGAACGACGUUGCAAAGGUGCGAACUUUUUGGGCGUGAACGAGCAACAGUUGCCUACGGUUUGUUUUCUGCAACCAGAUUCGGGAUUAUGCUUAGUUCUUUUAACGCAUUACUACUACGACGUGGAUGACCGCAAGUGCAAAUCCUUUAUGUUCGGUGGUUGUGGCGGGAACCUCAACCGGUUCGAAACCAUGGCGCAGUGUGAGGAGUAUUGUAUGUAG
This is a messenger RNA of Amyelois transitella, 486 nucleotides long. RefSeq names its product boophilin-G2-like. The transcript has 5 exons. Bases 1 to 486 code for a protein of 161 amino acids. NCBI's taxonomy places the organism in Eukaryota, Metazoa, Arthropoda, Insecta, Lepidoptera, Pyralidae. Gene Ontology annotation, molecular function: serine-type endopeptidase inhibitor activity. The record is from RefSeq and is a predicted model, not a curated record.